AUGAAGGGAAAGUUUGUGAAAGUGUGCAUGAACAAGUUGAAGAAAAAUAUGGGAAGUAGUACUAAUAUUAGUACUAGUAGUACUGGUACUAAUACUAAAGUGAGUCCUUGUCCAGGCUGCGACUACUGUUGCCAAUGGAGUUUGUGGCCUUUCAUUCAAAACAAUGAAGAAAAGUACUCAAAUCAACAUCAAAUUCAUCAAAAUCAUCAUAUUCCAAAGGAUGUUCCAAAGGGUCACAUGGUGGUUUACGUAGGAAAAGAGCACUACAAGAGGUUUGUCAUAAAAAUAAGCUUGCUUAAUCACCCUCUAUUCAAGGCAUUGCUUGAUCAAGCUCGUGAUGAGUUUGACUACAACACCGGCGGCUCCAAGCUCUGCAUACCUUGCGACGAGAGCCUCUUUGUCGACGUCAUCCGCUGUGCCUGCUGCCCUGAUGCCAGUGCAGACAGAGUAAAGUUUUGGCUUUGUUGUCUCUCAUCAUGA
Molecule: messenger RNA, 480 nt
Organism: Humulus lupulus (European hop)
Lineage: Eukaryota; Viridiplantae; Streptophyta; Magnoliopsida; Rosales; Cannabaceae
Product: protein SMALL AUXIN UP-REGULATED RNA 54
Exons: 1
Coding region: 1-480 (159 amino acids)
Biological process (GO): response to auxin
Source: RefSeq, a predicted model, not a curated record